GUCAUUGUUAAAUUCCGAAAUUGAAAUCAAUAAGCGAUGUGCAAUGUUGUGUGUACAUGACGGUCGGUGGGAAAUGGCGAUUAUGACAAAACAUCGUUUUAGACUUCAUUGUGCUUGAUUGCGGAACCGACGAAAUAGAUAUUCGUUAGCAAAAUGACUCGCAACAGCAAAAAGAAACUCGCGAUAUUCGCGGGUACAUCCAAGUGUCUCAUUUACGCAGAAGCAAAGUACUGUGCCUCUGAAAUGCCUGGAGAAAUAAAAUACUAUGAAUGUCCAAAAACAGAAUAUUGUUGUGCUUUUGGAUGUUGUGUGUCACCUGGACUCCAUUUCCAUCAUUUAUGGUACUAUUGGAUUCUGGUUAUAAUAAUGUUCCUGGUGUGUUCUGGUGGUGGUUGGUGGUACCGAUAUUGGUUGCAGGGCAGAUACAGAGCAGCCGCUUCGGCUAUUCCAACCCGACCGUCUAAUACUAGAUCUCAAAAUUCUCUUCGUAAUGCAUCUUGCCAAGCGCAGCAAGCUCGCAUUACAUACAAUUCGGCGAGAAAUACCGUCCUAUUGCAUCGUAUGUGGAAAGGUCCUCAAAGAAACGCAGCUGCACCGUGGAAUAAUGGUAACGCAAGCACAUCGACGCACUAUCAGAAUAUGAACGUCGUAUGGAAUGAUGCCAAUUGUCCUUACUACCAAUUAUAUGGUCCUCCGCCUAGUUACGAGACAGUAAUAGCACAGACACGUGGCAAGAUCUCUAAUCCGGCGUCACCAGAAUCGUCCUCUACCGCGCGAUUGAAUCUACAAUCAGCGAACGUGAUACCGAAUCCAAGUGUGCCACAGUGUUUUUACUACCCUUGCAAUUCGCCGGCGAGAUUGGUAAACGGCAACACGAAUCAAUGUCAAAGUGAUAACGCAAAUUCCCAUCAGUUUGACAGUGUUCCAAUCGCGCAUUUCUCGCAAUAUUGUGCCGCAAACGGCGCGAUAAGCCAAAACAUGUGCGUUCCUUUGGAGUGUCCAGAAAAAUCAAUUGCUUCCGGAAGUAGCAAUUUUACUCGCGGUUAUCAGAGCAGCUCACAGCGGUUACCGGGAUAUCUAAUGGACAGAUCGCCUGACGCCUCGGAUACGGAGAAUGCAACUCACGGCUAUGAAGUCCAGAAUGUGGAAGAACACGCAAUGCUCAAUAUCAAUGCUGCGACAAGCAGCUAUAGAGAACACAGUACGUGGCAUGCGAAUGAUCAAUCUUUAUUGAAAGUGCAUGGUAAGAUCAGUUUACAGGAUAAAAAUCGAGCAUCUCAGCCAAGAUGCGUGACAAUGGCAGAGACGCACACUACCUCGCUUAAAUCAGAAGAUAGUGGAAGCGAAAACGAGCGCACGUUCCCCUUGGUUUCUGCAACACAAAGAAAUUUCCCGAGGGAACGUACGAAUUACGGCGGUUCCUUGCGUUUACCGCGUAGACACACCAGAGGUGUCACUUGUCAAGGCAACAGCUUCCAAAGAGUUUCUCCCAAGAAGUCGUCGAGCAUCCCGCAAAAUGCUUUUAAUAUCGCUCAGACAGCUUCCGAAAGCACACCUCCUAACACUAGCUCUCUGGCACGAAUGGCGGAUGUCGAAGCGAGUUCUUCUCAAUCAAAUCCAUCCAAUAAUGUGAUAUUAGAACCUUUUAUUUUUGAAAAUGCGCAAUCACCUCCAAGGAGAAAUAUCGAAGAGGUGCGUGGUUCUUAUGCAAUGAAUCGAAGUACAAACUUUGAUCUUGAAAGUAAACACAAAUUAGACAGAUCGAAAUCGCUAGACUGAGCGUAAAAUGAAAUUCUUAUCAUUGCAUUAUUAUAAGUGAUGAUUAUUUUUGUAUAUCUCUGUUAAUCGCGCAUACACCAAUACAAGUUUCAAUGUCGUUUGUUAUUGAGGCAAAUUAGUAAGAUAUUUUUGCAAAAUGAUGGUCAAAUUGUUUUGAAUAUCGUAAUAAUAUUGUGAUAAAUAAUAAUUUUAUC
Molecule: messenger RNA, 1973 nt
Organism: Linepithema humile (Argentine ant)
Lineage: Eukaryota; Metazoa; Arthropoda; Insecta; Hymenoptera; Formicidae
Cellular component (GO): cytoplasmic vesicle membrane
Source: RefSeq, a predicted model, not a curated record